Suillus fuscotomentosus is the source of this 1038-nucleotide messenger RNA. RefSeq names its product isoprenoid synthase domain-containing protein. Lineage: Eukaryota; Fungi; Basidiomycota; Agaricomycetes; Boletales; Suillaceae. The transcript has 3 exons. The record is from RefSeq and is a predicted model, not a curated record. The coding region runs from base 1 to 1038 and encodes 345 amino acids.
AUGGCUUCUUCUGUAACUUAUACAUCCACUCUUUCCGACUCCGAGCCUACAGAAUUCAUUUUACCCGACCUUGUCAGUGAUAUCCAUUAUCCCCUGCGACUGAACCCUCGCUAUUAUCCAAUCUCCCGCGCGUCUGAAGAAUGGCUUCUUACCGGAACGCAUCUCACAGAGCUCGAAAUUACCACACUUAUGGGUUUGCGCGCAGGUGAACUUGCCGCAGCUUGCUACCCUGAUGCCGAUGCUUUCCAUCUCCGAGUCUGCUCAGAUUUCUUCAACUGGUUGUCCAAUAUGGAUGACUGGUUGGAUGCGUUCGAUGUUGACAGUACGUGGGGAAUGCGUGAAUGCUGCAUUUCUGCGCUUCGUGAUCCCAUCAACUCAGAGACAGAAAAACUCGGUGUAAAGAUGUGCAAAUCGUACUUCAGCCGCUUUAGGCAGACCAGCAGCUCUGGCUGCACUGAGCGGUUUAUUCGCACAAUGGACCUAUUCUUCAUUGCGGUGGCUAAGCAGGCAGACGAUCGUGCCAAAAAACGUAUCCCUGAUCUUAAAUCCUACAUCACUGUGAGGCGAGACACGAGCGCCUGCAAGCCUUGCUUUGUCUUCAUUGAAUAUGCAGCUGGGAUUGAUCUACCUGAUGAAGUAAUGUCACAUCCAGUCAUGAUAGCGGUGGAAGAGGCAACCAAUGAUUUCAUUACUUGGUCCAAUGAUAUUUUCUCUUACAAUGUGGAGCAAUCUCGCCAUGACACACAUAAUCUUGUUGUUGUGCUCAUGCGCGAACAAGACCUGAAUUUGCAAGGCGCUCUAGAUUAUUCCGAUUGGCUGUGCAAGGGUGCUAUCCAGCGCUUUGAACACAACCGCGCUAUCAUCCCCUCAUGGGGCAGAGAGCUUGACAAACAGGUGGCUAUUUACCUCCAAGGGCUGCAAGACUGGAUUAUUGGUGUGCUUCACUGGUCCUUUGAUUCCACCCGCUAUUUCGGGAAGGACGGACAUACAGUCAAGCGAGACCGUAUCAUCAGGCUACUUCCCAAACGGCCCUUGUAA